UCCAAGAUGAUCAAGAGAAUACAUUUUUCAGUGGAUAUGGAUGGAUUGGAUUAUAUCGAGAGAAUGCAUCAAGUCCAUGGAAAUGGUCCAGAGGAGACAAAAUGACUAACUUCACCAAUUGGGACACUGAUGAGCCAAACCCACUGGGGGACUGUGUAUACAAGGACAAAGGCAAAUGGAAGACUGACAACUGUGCUGCCAAACAUUCUUUCAUCUGCUAUGAUGGGCUGGUUCUGGUGAAGGAGAAUAAAACAUGGGAGGAGGCCUUAGACCACUGCAGGUCUCUGGGUGGAGUGGACACAGCCUCGUUAUACUGGAAUCACAGAUAUGACUUGGCCACCCUGAUCACUCCAGAAGACCUCAACACUGCUCGCAAGAGCGCACAAGCAGCUACCACUGAUGAGGUGUGGACAGGCAUGCGUUUCCUGGCUGGUGAGUGGCUGUGGGUGGGUGGAGAACAGAUGCAAUAUGAAAAUAUUCCAAGCUGUCCGACUGACGGCUCCUGUGGCGUCCUUGAGAAGAGCGGCACUGCACCCUUCAGCACAAGAGACUGCCAGCUGAGGAGGAACUUCUUCUGUUACAAAAGACCUUAA
This is a messenger RNA of Archocentrus centrarchus (flier cichlid), 593 nucleotides long. Its product is annotated as macrophage mannose receptor 1-like. Lineage: Eukaryota; Metazoa; Chordata; Actinopteri; Cichliformes; Cichlidae. Bases 102 to 593 code for a protein of 163 amino acids. The record is from RefSeq and is a predicted model, not a curated record. The transcript is spliced from 3 exons.